This is a messenger RNA of Aethina tumida (small hive beetle), 2645 nucleotides long. RefSeq names its product choline transporter-like 1 (gene Ctl1). Gene Ontology annotation, molecular function: transmembrane transporter activity. NCBI's taxonomy places the organism in Eukaryota, Metazoa, Arthropoda, Insecta, Coleoptera, Nitidulidae. Gene Ontology annotation, biological process: transmembrane transport. Gene Ontology annotation, cellular component: membrane. The transcript has 10 exons. Bases 107 to 2089 code for a protein of 660 amino acids. The record is from RefSeq and is a predicted model, not a curated record.
UGUCCUAUUCGAAUAUAUUGUUCUGUGGCGUGUGUCAUGGUACGUGAGACAGGAAAACAAUUAUCUGUUGCUCAAAAACAAUAGCGUAAAUAAUUAAUGACCGACCAUGGGCUGCUGCGACUCUAAAGAAAAGGAAGAGGAACAGAACACGGAAAGAAAAUGCACCGACAUAUUUUGGUUGUGUCUUUACUUUUUGUUUUGGUGCUUAAUGGUAAUAAUUGCCGCCUUCUCCUUCGUUUAUGGGAACCCUCUGAGAAUUAUAAACGGUUACGAUUCGUUCGGUAAUAUUUGUGGCACCAAGAACAAACCAAUAGGAAACUUGGAGCUGUCUGGUUAUGAUACAACUAACCGACCGUUUUUAUUGUUUUACGACAUCAAGGAGCUGAGACACAGCUUGAAAAUAUGUGUCAAGGAGUGUCCUAAGGACACCCUGAGGUCCAUGAAGGAUAUUGCAGCCUACAAUCAAAAGGGCGUCAGUCUCUGUAAAUACAAUUUUAACUACAAUGAGUUGUUGAAAAUUGGGUUUGUUGAUAAUUCUGUGCUAAGUGGAUCUUUUGGGCCUUGUCCAGUUCUUCCAGUUUAUGAAAGCAUUCCAGUGUUGAACCGUUGUGUUCCCAAGCCAGUGAAAGAGGUUGGGGAAGCUGUUUUAAAUAGUUUUUAUGGUCUUCUAAACAGUUGGGACACCUUAGAACAAAUUUUAGGUGACCUGUAUAAAACAUGGAAGGAAAUAUUGAUCCUAACUUGUGGAGCACUUGUUGUGUCUUUGUUGACUAUUUUAAUGUUGCAUUGCCUGGCACAUCUUGUUUCAUACAUAAUUAUGAUAGCAUUUUCAAUUGCAAGUAUUGGUGGGACUGGUUAUUUAUGGUAUACUUAUUUUGAUCUGAAGAGAAACUUGGACAAAACCAAUCAAAACAUGAUGUUAUUAGAGUCUGUUAGAAAUGAAACUGCUUUCUUCUGGUAUGCUGUUGUAGCCUCAGUCAUAACUUUAAUAAUAUUGCUCAUUGUUAUAUUUAUGAGAAAACAAGUAGAUUUCCUUGCAAAUCUAUUUAAGGAAACUACCAAGUGUGUCAUGCACUUGCCUGGAUUAUUUAUACAACCACUGAUCACUUUUGUGAUACUAGCCCUGUUCUUUAUGUUUUGGAUAUUUGUUGUGUUAUGCCUGGCUACAGCUUAUUACCCUGGCACCACUGGCAUCUCACCAGCCACUACAAACUUUGGUAACCUGGUCCCCACCACGGCCCCCGAAAACGUCAGACCCGUAAAUACGAGUUUUACGGACAAAAUCAAAAAAUUAACUGUGGUGGAGUACGUAGAUGCGUCGUGGGUGAAGGGCAUGUGGUGGAUCUACUUCAUCGGAUUAAUUUGGACGUCCGAGUUCAUAAUGGCCUGCCAGCAAAUGGUGAUAGCCGGUGCAGUCGCCCACUGGUACUACCGUCACAAGUACAAGGACAACUCCCACCUCAGUUACGCCAUCUGUAAACUAAUCAAGUACCAUUUAGGUUCCGUAGCUUUGGGCUCCCUCAUCAUAACCAUCGUCAAGGUUCCCCGGUUGAUUUUGAUGUACAUACACGAAAGACUAAGAAGGAACAAAGACAAGGGCAGUGAGUGUGCGACAUGCGGGCUGAGGUGCUGCAUCUGUUGCUUCUGGUGCUUGGAGAAGUUCCUCAGAUAUUUGAACCACAACGCCUACACCGUCAUCGCCAUCGAUGGCUCCAACUUUUGCAAGGCUGCGGGAACUGCGUUUGAGGUUUUAACAUCUCACGCACUUCAGGUGGCCACCAUUAAUGGGCUGGGGGAUUUUAUACUGUUCCUGGGUAAGUGUUUUGUGACCGCGGUGACUGGGAGUGCCGGUCUAGCUUGGUUCAGGAGGCACGACGACCUUCAUUUUUACGCCGCCCCUACUUUAAUCGUCUGCAUUUUUGCCUUCUUUGUUGCUCACUGUGUACUUUCUUUAUAUGAGAUGGUACUGGAUACAGUUUACUUAUGUAUGUGCCAGUCAGGAGAAGCUCCAGACGGCAUACAAAUGCAAAAUUUGGGAGUGACAAACAAUGGAACAUCACCAGGAAACGAGCUCGAACCAAUGAAUUAAUGUUUAAAUGACAAGCACUAAGCAAAAUGCACAAACAAGUACAUGUUAAUUUUACAUAUAUUUUAUUUGUGGGUUGUGAAGUAUUCUCCACAUAUUACUCAGUAUUUUUUAUACGAAUUUAUCCAUCCAUGGAAUAUUUUUAGUAAUAUUUAUUUGUGACAAUAAUCUGGGUCUAUAUUAUCAUGAUUUAUAAGUGAUAUUUUUAUAUAUAUACAUGUUAGUAUCUAGCUUUAAAAGUAGCAAAUCAUUCAAAUACUAUAUUUACAUUUUUAUUAAAUUAAUAUGAAAAAUUGCACAAUUAUACUCUAUAAAUAAUCCAAUUAUAUUGUUGUUAAUUACAAGUAUUAUAUAUUUUUACAUUCCAGCUUUAAAUGUGAACUGAAAACGUGCUUUUAAAAUAUUUUUGGUCACUUCAAUUAUCAACUUUUACCCUUUAUUCAGUUUAUUUAUGUAUGUGAUUUGAAUAAAAACUGCCACUAAUAAAUAAUCAAAUAUAAUUUAUUUAUAACAAUAAAUAUAAAAAUAUAUUUUUUUUAAAUUAGUAUAUUUAACCCAA